Molecule: messenger RNA, 846 nt
Organism: Meloidogyne enterolobii
Lineage: Eukaryota; Metazoa; Nematoda; Chromadorea; Rhabditida; Meloidogynidae
Source: the annotation of a GenBank genome assembly
AUGUUUAUCCCUGACCCAGUUAUUUCAAUGUCAAUCAAGCCUACAUCUAAAGUUAUCUCUGAUACGUUUUUGUCGGCUUUGAAACGUUUUUCCAAUGAGGAUCCAACAUUUCAUAUGGAAUAUCGGAAAGAUCAUCGCGAAACAAUUAUUAGUGGAAUGGGUGAAUUACAUUUGGAAAUUUACGCUCAAAGAAUGAAAAAUGAAUUUGAUUGCCCUGUGGAAUUGGGACAACCAGCCGUUUCUUACAAGGAAACAUUAAAGACUCCUUACAGGUUUAAUUUUCGUCAUAAAAAACAAACGGGCGGACAUGGUCAAUUUGGAGAAAUUGAAGGUGUAAUUAAUCCGCAACCUCCGGAAAGAAAUACAAUUGUUGAAUUUACUGAUAAUUCUGUGGGUGAAGGAGUUCCAAAAAAAUUUAUGUCUUCACUUCGAAAGGGUCUAGAAGCGAUUACUAAGGAAGGUCCUUUAAUUAAGGCUCCAGUAACUGGGAUUGAAGUUAUACUUCAAGAUGGAAAAACACACAUUGUGGAUACUACUGAUAUUGCAAUGAUUGCUACAAUGAUGAAUAUGAUGAGAGAAGCAUAUGAGCGUGCUAAUUGGAUGUUAUUAGAACCUGUAGUUAAAGUUGAGUGUGUAGUUCCAAUGGAAUUUGAGGCACCUCUCCGUGAAAUGUUUGGUUAUAGUACAAUAUUAAGGACACAAACUCAAGGAAAAGGUGAAUUCACAAUGGAAUUUAAAAGAUAUACACCUGUAGAGCCUUAUAUUCAAGAUGAAGUUGUUUAUGACUGGAAGGUUGCAAAUGGUAUAAUUAGUCCUGAAAAGGAAAAGAAGAAGCAAAGGAGAUGA